AUGCCACAUGCGGAGGUGGAAAAGGCACUGGAGGAGGCACGUAUCGCCGCGAUGAGCCCUGCUGAGCGUGAGGCGAUGCAACAACGGGAGGGACCAAAUGAGUCACUUUUCGUCACUGUGGCUCGCGGACUAAACCUGACGAACCGAAAUGGUGAACCACUGGCCCAGGCGCAAGUGUCCGUCUUCGCAGGCGACAUGGAAGGAUCAACCUUCGUUGCGUCAAAUGAGCUGGAAGAUGAUGGCCUGACGCACCUUGUUACGUGGAACCAGGAGGUGCGAUUCAUUGAGGUCGACGGUGGUCAGACAUCCAUUGAUGUACACGUCCUCGAGGACAAGCAGACCAUUAGCAGUGGCUCCUUCCAGCUCGAGGACGACCACGGCUACGUCGUCGUGAAGAUGCACGAUCCGUUCGAUGACAGCAUCCAGCAGGGUGAGAUUGUUGUGACAUACAAGCGCGUACGCUCCAGCGAGGAGGGCGCUGCCAAGACGACCAAUGGGGACGCUAAUGGCAAUGACGACGACGAGGUUGAGAACGCCAACCACAGCCCCAAUAAGAGUAACAGUGGCAGCCCUAAUAGGGGACGCACCUCCGAAAAGGGUGCCAGCCCCAACAAGAGCCAGAGCCCCAACAAGAACCGCAGUCCUAAUAGGGAACGCGACUCCGAAAAGAGUGCCAGCCCCAACAAGAACCGCAGUCCUAAUAGGGAACGCGCCUCCGAGAAGAGUGCCAGCCCCAACAAGAACCGCAGUCCUAAUAGGGAACGUGUCUCCGAGAAGAGUGCCAGUCCUUACAAGAGUGAGAGCCCCCAAAAGGACAACAGUCCUGAGAAGAGGAGCAUUAGUCGUGAUUCUGAAAAAAAAAAUGAAGAGAAAUACCCAAAUGGUUCAGAAAAGGAGUACGGCAACAAAGACGAGGGCGCCGAGAAAGAGGAGAUUGAACGCGAGGAUCAUGUAUCCGAGCGUUGUGACGAAAGGAGCAACAAUGCAGCUGAAGAGGAAGAACGGGAAGAAGUGGACGAAGUAGUUGACCAAGAUGUGCGCAAUGAGGCUGAUCAUGAAGAAUGCCCCGAUGAGGCGGAUAAUCUCACCAGGGAACAAGAUGGCGAGCACAGCGAUGUAGAGAAGGAAGCGGAUAACUACGAAGAAGCAGGGCCCGCUGACAGUGUACCUGAGGCUGCCGAUGAGAUGAACCAGCAGUCUCCGUCAAAGAAGCAAAACGACGAAAAACAACAGAAGAAGAAGGACGAGCAGCCGAAGAAGAAGGAUGAGCAUCCGAAGAAGAAGGCCGAGCAGCCGAAGAAGAAGGAUGAGCAGCCGAAGAAGAAGGAUGAGCAGCCAAAGAAGAAGGACGAGCAGCCGAAGAAGAAGGACGAGCAGCCGAAGAAGAAGGACGAGCAGCCGAAGAAGAAGGAAGAGCAGCCGAAGAAGAAGGAAGAGCAGCCGAAGAAGAAGGAAGAGCAGCCAAAGAAGAAGGAAGAGCAGCCAAAGAAGAAGGAAGAGCAGCCGAAGAAGAAGGACGAGCAGAUGAAAGAGGCUGCACAAGAGGCGAGAGAAGAGGCAGAAAGGGAGAAUGAGCCGGAGUACGAUCCCGAAGUGGGUGUGAUGGAGCCGGAGAGACGCGUCGAUGAGCAUGAGUUGUCUCAGGAGGAGCUACCCGACGAUGUUGCGGAUGAAGAGGGUGCAGAGGAUUCCGCCAGCAAGCAGCAUGAUGAGCCAGAGGACUAUCCUCAGGAAAAAGUGGAACCACAGCAGCAGGACAGGGAUAUUCGGCAGCCGCACUGGGAUGACGAUGAACUGAAGCAGCACCAGAAGGAGAUGGAGCGCGCCCGAGAGAUGGAGCUGGCGGGACGGCCUCAACAGGAAAGUGAGGCGCCAGCACCCGGCGUAGGGAGUGAGCGCAAGCCCCCGCGUGCCCUAAUACGCGAGCCUGAUUCCAGCGACGGCCGCGGUACGUCGACGACUGACGGCAGCAAGGGCCGUGGCUCGUCGCCCGCGUACGCCCCUCCUUCCCGCUCGCGCUCGGACACCACACAGGAACGCAGCCAAAGUGACGGCACCCGGCGCCAUCACGGUCUGUCGCCGCUCGGCCAAGACACCGACGAGUCCUACGUUGAGAAGCUGGCCUCGCGCAAGAUGCCGUCGGUGCGGCAGCCGUGGUACCCCACCUCAAACGCCACGAACGAGGACCACAUCCCGCUGGAGAAGCGCGAGAGUUUCCGCAACCGCACGGACUCCAUAAGAGAGUUGGAGCGCCGCUCGCGGGAGUCGUCGCGGGGCAGCGGGCGCCCCCCAAGCCACUACAUCUCGCAUGAUUGA
This is a messenger RNA of Trypanosoma grayi, 2316 nucleotides long. RefSeq lists its product as hypothetical. The coding region runs from base 1 to 2316 and encodes 771 amino acids. The record is from RefSeq and is a predicted model, not a curated record. The transcript has a single exon. Lineage: Eukaryota; Euglenozoa; Kinetoplastea; Trypanosomatida; Trypanosomatidae.